AUCUCCCACAACCUCGCCAUCUCCAAGAAAAUGCCUUCCCCAGAACCUAUUGCCGUGAUAGGAAGCGCGUGCCGCUUCCCGGGCGACCUUAACUCGCCCUCGGCGCUCUGGACGCUGCUCCAGCAGCCGCGGGACCUGCAGACGGAGGUGCCGGCGUCGCGGUUUAACAUUGACGCAUUCCACCACCCUGAUGGGAGCCAUCACGGCCGCACCAAUGCGCGGCACGGCUACUUCCUUUCCGAUGUUGAAAAAUUUGAUGCGCAGUUUUUCAACAUCCAGGCCGGCGAGGCAGAGAGCAUGGACCCGCAGCAGCGCCAACUGCUAGAGGCCACUUACGAGGCGCUAUGCACCGCCGGACAGACGCUGGGCGGUCUGAAAGGAUCUGAUACCGCCGUGUACGUCGGUAUCAUGACGCAUGAUUUUGAGCUCACCAAAGUCGGGGAUUUGGAUGCCAUUCCGACUUACCUGGCGACUGGAGCAGCGACUAGCAUUGCCAGUAAUAGGUUGAGUUAUUUUUUUGAUUGGCAUGGACCAAGUAUGACAAUCGAUACGGCAUGCAGCUCCUCGCUCGUAGCAGUACACAAUGCUGUGCAGCAGCUACGCAGUGGAACGAGUAAAGUUGCCGUUGCAGCUGGUGCAAAUCUAAUGUUGUCGCCAUUAAACUUCAUCACGGAAAGCAAGCUGUCCAUGUUGUCACCCACAGGGCGGUCGCGCAUGUGGGAUGCCGCGGCGGAUGGAUACGCAAGAGGAGAAGGCAUAGCGUGCGUCGUCCUCAAGACCCUGUCCCAGGCCCUCGAGAACGGUGACAAGAUCGAGUGCCUCAUUCGAGAGACGGGCGUUGGUCAGGAUGGGAGGACCACGGGUAUCACCAUGCCCAGCAAUGCAGCGCAGGCAGCGUUGAUCCGCGCCACGUACGCGCGGGCCGGGUUGGACCUGAAUAAACCAGAUGGUCGACCGCAGUUUUUCGAGGCACACGGAACCGGAACACCGGCGGGUGAUCCGCAAGAAGCAGAGGCCAUAUCAACCGCCUUUUUCUCCAAUAUGGACGACCAGCAGGACUUGUACGUGGGUUCGAUUAAAACAGUGGUUGGCCAUACCGAAGGUACUGCUGGUAUUGCGGGACUGCUUAAAUGUAGUUUGGCUGUGCAGCAUGGUGUUAUACCACCCAACAUGCUUCUUGAAAAGCUUAGCCCUCGCGUUGAACCGUUUUGCAAACAUUUGCGUGUGGCUAAAAAGGCGACGCCAUGGCCCGCUGUUCCUCAAGGACAGCCAAGAAGGGCUAGUGUCAACUCAUUCGGCUUUGGAGGCACAAACGCCCACGCUAUUGUUGAAGAGUACAUCCCCCCCACCAGCACGGCGAUUUCCGCAAGCCUCAAAGUGGUGACUUCAGACAACAAGUCAGCCAAUGCUCUGCCGCUGGUGUUUUCGGCACGGAACAAGCGUUCGCUCAAAGCAAACAUGCAAGGCAUACUUUCUUUCAUCAAGGAAAAUUCAGAGGUGAACAUGGCAGACCUGGCCUGGACGUUAAUGGAGAAACGAUCCGUCCUGUCCCUGCGCCAUGCCGUCUCUGCCAGUUCGAUCAAGGCUCUAAUCCCGGCACUAGAGGCGGCCGCCAAAAAUGACAGUCUCGGGGUAGAAUUCUCGCCCAAAACCGAAUCGGCCCGCAUUCUCGGUAUUUUCACCGGGCAAGGCGCGCAAUGGCCUGCCAUGUUAAAACAGCUACUGGUACAUAUGCCGUUUGUGACGACCAUCAUCGAUGAGCUGGAUAACGCGCUGCAAACAAUCCCAUCUCAAUACAAGCCCACCUGGAAAUUAAAGGAGCAGCUCCUGCUGGAGGGUGAUGCAUCCAACGUUUUCCAAGCCGCUUAUUCGCAACCGCUCUGUGCAGCAGUCCAAAUCGUUUUAAUCAAACUGCUUUCCGCCGCCGGUAUCAAAUUCGAAACCAUGGUCGGCCACAGCUCUGGCGAAAUAGCAUGCGCGUUCGCCGCAGGUUUUAUCAGCGCCACCCAGGCCAUCCGCGUUGCAUACCUGCGCGGACUCACCUCCAGCCAUGCCGUUUCGCCGUCCGGGCAGGUGGGCGGCAUGUUGGCCGCAGGCGUAUCCCUCGGCGACGCGCAGGAGCUUGUCGAGUUGGAGACUUUUGCAGGGCGUGUGUGCGUCGCAGCGUGCAACUCCCCUGAUAGCGUCACCCUGUCGGGCGACGUAGAUGCUUUGGAGGAGAUGGCCGAAAUUUUACAGGACGAGUCCAAAUUCGCGCGGCUGCUGCGCGUCGAUAAGGCUUACCAUUCACACCACAUGCUACCGUGUUCAAACCCCUACGUGUCCGCGCUUGAGGCUUGCGGCUGCGCCGUGGCGGAAGGGCCGAACUCGGACGGGACGAACACGGAUGUCAAAUGGUAUUCGUCGGUACACGAAGGAAAGAUCAUGACCCGUGCCGACGUUACGCCGCAAUAUUGGCGGGAUAACCUUGUUUCACCCGUGCUUUUCCGUCAGGCUUUGGAAUAUGCCGGGCUAGAAAGUACCCCGGACGCCGCUAUCGAGGUCGGUCCCCAUCCGACGCUUAAGGCGCCCGCCACCGCGACGCUGGCCACCGUUGGUGCGGAAGAUAUUCCUUACACUGGGUGUUUGCAGCGCGGUAAAAAUGACGUGGACUCUUUCUCUAUGGCGCUGGGGUAUAUUUGGGAGCGUUUCGGCGGGAUUGGUGUCGUGGAUGGAACUCGGUUCAUUUCGACUUUGCACAAAACCCCACCGCAGGAUAUCUCCAAACGCCUCCCGACCUAUGCCUGGGACCAUUCGCGUGCGUAUUGGAGCGAAUCACGCGCGGUUAAGGCGGCCCUGCAUGGCCCACGCCCGCACCUUAUACUCGGGACGCUGCUGCCCAGCAGCACCGCGACCACGCUGCAGUGGCGGAAUUUUAUUAGGCCUCGGGACCACGAAUGGAUGCAGGGCCACCAGCUUCAGGGCCAAACGGUGUUUCCGGCUGCCGGCUACGUUAUCAUGGCCAUGGAAGCCGCCCUGCAUAUUGCCCCAAAUGGCAAAGUUGGUGUCGGGCUGGUCGAAAUAAUGGAUUUGAGCAUAGAAAAAGCAGUCACGUUUGAUGAUGCUGACAGCAUGGCCGAGUUGACGUUUACUUCCAACGUCGUGUCUUUUGAUAAGGACCAAAUCAGCCUCGAAUUCAGUAUUGCUUCGUGUCUGUCCCGCGAAACGAGCCUGUCACUUUCAGCAAAAGGUCGCAUUAUCGUUACUCUCGGGGAGCUCGUAAACCUUCCAAACGCCAGCCCGGCACCGCCACACGCCAACCCGGUGGACAUAAAGCUUUUUUACAAAGAGCUUGACCAGGUCGGGUACGAUUACAGUAAAAAUUACCGUUGCGUAUACAGCAUGUCGCGCAGUACGGCGCGGGCGUCGGGCCAUAUAGCGCACCCACGUCUGGCAGACGGAGAGAAGCAAAUGGUGCUGCAUCCGGCCAACCUGGACCUGGCCUUCCAAACCGUUAUGGGCGCGUACUCCUCACCCGGCGACAAGCGGCUCCGGUCGCUGUACGUGCCGACGCGCGUGGGCCGCAUCAGCCUGUCGCCGGCAGCGUGUGCGCGAGCCCUGGAUUCGCUGGAGGGGGUCCGAUAUAACGCAGUGAAUACGUACGACGGCGGAGAUUACCUGUCCGGUGAUGUCGAGGUUUUUGAGCAGGACGGCGGGUGUGUGAUGUACACGGUCGAGGAUAUGCACCUCAAACCGCUGACACCGCCCUCAGCAACAGAAGACCACCGGCCCUUUACCAAGACGGUCUGGGGCCCGCUAAACCCGGAUAAAAUCCUCGAUAUAGAGCGUUUGUGGGCGACGGAGCAAGACAAACAUGUCAUUCCCAUUAUUGAACGCUGUGUGUAUUACUUUGUGCGCAAGUUCUUGUCCGAAUUGACGGACCAGGAUAGGCAGAAUGCUAGCGUCGGCAAUAAGCGGUACAUUUACUGGCAUGAGCAUGUGCUAAAGAUCGCGCGCGAGGGGAAGCAUUUGUUCUAUAAGCCCGAAUGGGAAACUGAUACCGAGGAGACUAUCGAUGGGCUUCUAAAGGAGAAUUGGUACCAUCCUCAUCUCCGCCUGGCCAAGUUGGUUAGCGACAACAGCCUGUCGACAAUCCGCGAGAAUAAGAACCCAUUUAUUUGGAUGGACGAGAACGGGUUGCUGACUGAGUUUUAUACGAGUUAUCUCACAAGCGGCCCAACUUGGGAAUACGGCCAGCAUUUGAUUAGCCAAAUAGCGCAUCGGUUCCAGAACAUGGACAUUUUGGAAAUUGGCGCUGGCACUGGUUCUGCCACGGCUUCUAUCCUGGCCAUCCCAGAACUCGGGUACAAUAGCUAUACCUUUACCGAUAUUUCUGCGGCGUUUUUCGAAAAAGCCAAAGAAAAAUUUGCCCCAUUCGUCGACCGCAUGGAAUUCCGUAAGCUGGAUAUCACCAAACCGCCAGCGGAACAAGGGUUCAAACCCUACGCCUACGACUUGAUCGUCGCCAGCUCUGUUUUGCACGCCACCCCCAAUCUUACCGAAACCAUGGCCAACGCCCGCACCUUGCUCAAACCGGGUGGGCAUGUAGUUAUUUGCGAGGCUACUAAUAAAGACCAUAUGAGGGUUGGGUAUUUAUUUGGCUCAUUUGCAGACUGGUGGGCUGGCGUCGACGAGGGUAGGAAUUUGGAUCCUUUCGCCACGCGCGAGGAGUGGAAUACCAUCUUCAAAAAUACGGGCUUCAGUGGUAUCGACAGUAUUACGACGGACCGUGAGACGCACCUUUUCCCCAACACUCUUAUGAGCACCCAUGCUAUUACCCCCGAGCAGCUUCGUCUUGACGACCCUUUGUCCGCCACUCCAAAGGCUCAAAGCCCGCAGCUCAUAAUCGUGGGUGGCGGUCUAAAGUCCAGGCCCAUCGUGGACAAGAUUUGUGAGCUGCUCCCUCACCACAACUCUCUCGUGGUGCCGAGUUUGGUGGACCUGCCCACCGACGGACAACCCAAGGCCACAUACGUCGUACUCUCCGAGGUGGACAACCCAGUGUUUGCUGAGUUAUCUGAAGCCAAACUCGCCUCUCUCAAGCGAUUGUUCUUCGGCUCCUCUGCCGGCGGAGUGAUAUGGUUAACAGAGGAUGCCUGGGUAUCCAACCCGCGUCAGGCUAUGGGUAUCGGCAUGCUUCGGUCCGUUAGACUGGAAAACCCCGACGUUGCCUUCCAGUGUUUGGAUAUUGACCGACUGAACGAGCUGGACCCUAAAUUUCUCGUCGAACAGAUUCUGCGUUUGGAGGAGGGUUUGCCCGAAAACACAGUUUGGACUGUCGAGCCUGAGAUCUGUAUCGUUCAAGGCAGGCCGCACGUGCCGCGUAUAAAACAGGACCAGGCCCGCAACGACCGCCUCAACUCGACCCGUCGCCCAAUCUUGGACCAAGUCGACCCUGCCACUACACCGGUCGUAUUGCAAAACACAACCCAGCCUCCCAUCCUGGUCGCCACUGCCAAGCCUUCGCGGCCGCUGGGUAUUCCGCCCGACGCAACCAUGCAGACCGUCUACGUGUACCACGCCACACCCACUGCGAUCCGUGUACACGGGCUUGGGUAUUUCCACAUCGUGACCGGCACGACGCCAGCCAAAAAUCCCAUCCUCGCUCUGUCGCAGACCAACGCGUCCAUCGUCACCGUGCCGGCCAAGUACACCGUCUCCGCCCGUGACACCUCGGCCGCGACGCUGUUUUCCGCUGUUGCGCAGAUUGUUGCCCAGGUCGUGGUUGACGUCUCUCCUGGCUCGUCUGUACUCGUACAUGCCGCGCCGAGCUUCUGCGUUGAUGCCAUCAGGAAGCUCGCCCAAGUGAGCAAGGUAAGCCUGGACUUUGUCAAUUCGGAUACCCCAGGCGCCAUAGUCCUGGAUCUGCGCGACACCACCCGCUCGAUAGCCCGCAAGCUGCCAACCGGUAUUGCGGUGCUGUAUGAACUGGCCGCCAACACUGGUGCGCGGGACGGUUGGUUGGUUACCCGGAUCGCCAAGGUGGCUGGUUGCGCCGUCAGAGACGCCACGCAUAUUUUCCGCCACCAGGCAGCCACUUUUGCGUGCGAUGAGGCCCAGGAGGUAUCCCAGCUGCGACUCUUUGCCGAGGCCGCUUCCUUCACCUUGCCGGCAGCAGCUGUCGACACAUGCCACGUCACCAAGCCCGCCGAUGCGAGGGUUUCGCUGGACUCGGUCGUAAACUGGCAGGACGAGCCCAAGAUCACAACGCGCAUCAGCCCUGUGGACUCGGGCACGCUUUUCGUCAAGAAUAAGACGUACCUGCUCGUCGGACUGUCGCAAUCUAUGGGAAGAAGUAUUGCGGCGUGGAUCAUCAAACACGGUGGUCGCCACGUCGUGCUGUCCAGUCGAAACCCGGAAAUGCCGGAAAAGGCUUGGCUCGAGGACAUGGAGAGGUUGGGCGGUAGCAUUCACGUGCUUGCUAUGGAUGCGUCUAACGAGCCAUCUGUUGAUACCGGCCUCGCCAAACUCCGGGACGAAUACGGAUUACCACCGGUGGGCGGUUUGGCCUACGGUCCGCUGGUGCUUAAGGACGCUCUGCUAAACAAUAUGGAUUUGGCUACUAUGGAUAUAGUGCUUAAAUCCAAAGUGCCGGGUGCUAAGAUUUUGCACGACAGGUUUAGCGAUCCACAGAACAACCCUUUGGACUUUUUCGUCAUGUUUUCGAGCGCUGCGUUAUUUGGUGGUAAUCCAGGCCAGACCAAUUAUACGGCGGCCAAUGCCUAUUUGCAGGCGCUUGGGCAGUAUAGGCGAAGUAAGGGGUUGGCUGCCUCCACAAUCCACAUCGGCGCCGUCAUGGGUAUUGGCUUUCUCACCCGCAACAGCCGCGAGGCCGAAUUCCAGGAAAAAUCCGAUGUCGAUACCCUCGGCGAGGCUGAAUUCCUGACCCUCUUUGCCGAGGCCGUCGUGUCAGGCCGCAAGGUCCACGGUGUUAAAGCUAAGACAGCCAUCGAAAUGUCCGAUACGGAAAUCGGCAGCGGUAUUCCGGCGCUCGAAUCCCGCCACAAGGAGACUAUCAAAUUUUACAACGAUCCUAGGUUUGGCAACCUUAAAACUCCCGAAAAAAGAGGCGAAGGUGCAGAUGUUGGGGGCAGUAAAAUGAGCGUCAAGGAUAUGUUAGCUAUGGCGACGACCAUGGACCAGGUCCGGCAGGCUAUUAGCGAGUCUCUUUCCGACAAAAUGCGCGGCGUCCUGCAUAUUCCGCCCGAGGAAAGCGUUAACGCGGCUGCUCCCUUAUUAGACCAGGGUAUCGACUCCUUAGGCGCCAUUACAAUUGCGUCUUGGUUUUCGAAACAACUCCUUGUCGAAAUCCCUAUUCUACGCAUCCUUUCGGGUGCUUCGAUCGACGAAUUGGCUGCCGAAGGCGCCUCUCGUCUCGCUCCGGCCGCUAUACCCUUAGUCGAAGACGCAAACAGCCCCAAGAGCCCGUCUCAGGGAUCUUCCCACGACUCAGUCGAAAACCCAACUUUAUCAUCCCCCGAUGAGGACUCUGGCCGUUCUACGAUCCUUUCUACCCCGGCCGAUGAAAAAGCCCCGGCGGGCGGUGUAUUGCGUAAAACGCCCAUGUCGCUGAUACAAAAAUAUGCACACGCGCGGCAGAGCGCCCUUGCCGACGUUACAAUUUCCCACAAUACCAUUGGCGUUGUUAUGGAGGGCAGGCUGGAUAUUGACAAACUCGCCAAGGCCGUCAGGGGAGUUAUAUCCCGCCACGAAAUUUUGCGCACCGCGUUCCGCCCGUCAGAUAACAGCAGCACCUCUACGCCGCUGCUGCACGUCCUCGCCAACCCUACCUGGGGCCUGCGCGCCGAGCCCGUGCCAUCCCGCGCCGAGGCCGAAAACAGGCUUGCCGCUUUGCAAAAAGAGCCUUACGACCUCGCGGGGGGCGAAACCUUCAAAAUCGCCCUUUUCACCUGGUCAUCGACCUCCCACCUGCUGGUGCUGGCUUAUCACCGCCUGGCUGGCGACGGAUCGACCACCGAAAACCUCGUCGCCGAGCUGUCGCAGCUGUACGCUGGCAUUUCGUUGCCCCCAGCCCCGCAGUACACUGAUUUUGCCAUAAAACAGAAUACACUGCUGUCCAUUGGUGGUAUGGACCCUGAUAUUGGCUAUUGGGCAAAGUUUUACACGCCGCUGCCUGCCCCGUUGGCGCUAUUGCCCCUGCCAGGUGCCAAAACCACCCGUGGGCCCGUUAGUUGGGACCAAUAUACGGCCCUUUCGCGGUUAUCGGCAGUAUUGGCGUUUAGGGUUAAAGAGCGAGCCAAAAAACUCAAAACGACGCCCAUGACCCUCUAUUUGGCAGCGUACGCGGCGAUGUUAGCGGGACUUGCCAAACAGGAGCAGCUGUCUAUCGGCUUGGCCGAUGCGAACCGAUCCUCGGUGGCGGACCUAUCGACCAUGGGCUAUUUUGCCAACCUACUACCGCUGCGGUUGACGGCGCCCUUGUCGAACCCCUUUUCAUCCACCGUCGAAAACACCAAAGAGUCGAUCCGGCAGGCCAUGGCGCACUCUGCGGUGCCGUGCGACCUGAUCCUGCAGCGUUUGGGACUGGACGCCACGCCUCCCGCCGAGAUGACGCGCGCGCCGCUGUUCCAGGCCGUGUUCGACUACCGGCAGGGCGCCGCCGAGUCCGGUACCAUCGGCAGCGCGAGCAUCACCGAGGUCCUGGCGAGCCGGGAGCGCACGCCGUACGACGUUGUCUUGGAAAUGAGCGAUGACCCGACAAAGGAUCCGCUGGUCACCAUCAAGUUGCAGAAGAGCGUGUAUGGAGAGAAGGAUGCGGAGGUGUUGAUGGAGAAGUAUGUUGAGGCGUUGACUGGGUUUAGCAAGGAGGCAUGA
Messenger RNA from Pyricularia grisea, 8874 nucleotides. RefSeq lists its product as uncharacterized. The record is from RefSeq and is a predicted model, not a curated record. Gene Ontology annotation, biological process: secondary metabolite biosynthetic process; fatty acid biosynthetic process. NCBI's taxonomy places the organism in Eukaryota, Fungi, Ascomycota, Sordariomycetes, Magnaporthales, Pyriculariaceae. The transcript has 12 exons. Gene Ontology annotation, molecular function: 3-oxoacyl-[acyl-carrier-protein] synthase activity; phosphopantetheine binding; fatty acid synthase activity. The annotation marks the transcript as partial.